Messenger RNA from Lodderomyces parapsilosis, 2472 nucleotides. RefSeq names its product ubiquitin-protein ligase. NCBI's taxonomy places the organism in Eukaryota, Fungi, Ascomycota, Pichiomycetes, Serinales, Debaryomycetaceae. The transcript has a single exon. Bases 1 to 2472 code for a protein of 823 amino acids. The record is from RefSeq and is a predicted model, not a curated record.
AUGGCUGUCGACAGGGGCACUUUACUAUUUUUCAUAGUGAUGUUCAUCUUCCUUUCUCUACCGUCGGGUAAUGAGGAACCGCGGUCGGAUAUUGAAAGAGAAACGUUAGCAACAUUUCAAUCACAAGCAAGUCAGGCACUGCGCAUGUUAAAUAGUUCGGAAUAUUAUCUGGGCUAUGGGAAUAUCACUGGGUAUCAGCUUUCAUAUGACGAUUAUCUCAGUCAUAAAUCCGCGGCCGAUUGGCCCAUCCACAAGUACAGCAAGGAGCAUCCCUGGAUUGAAGAUCAAAAAUACUCGAUAUUGCCCAAUGAGGUGACUGAUAUCGUGAAGCAGUUCUGGGGGAACGAUAAAGUAGAGAUGAAUGAUGGCAGAGCUUAUAUGUUGAACAUAUCUGGCACUGCUCAUGGGGAAUUUAUACCCGCUGAAUCUCAUGUACAUCCAGUUAAUCAGAAAAUCCCAAAAUACUUGAAAAAGUAUUACAAAGAGAGGACAACCAAUGACGAUAUGGGUUUGGAUGAGUCAAACUCAGACAAGGACACAAAGAAGACGGAGAGUGGGCUAUCGAAAGUUGGAAAUAUAACUACACCAGGUUUGAUUUCAGUAGGUAUCACAGCGUUUCAAUACAAUUUUAAUGAACCUAAAUUUCAUGUGACAAACACGAGCGACCACGUUAAUGAUGCAGUUGUGGCUAGGAUUGAUUUGAACUUGAAAGAUUACUCGGAAAUCAAUGACUAUACGAUCGAAAUGGAUGCGGUAUAUUAUCAGAGUACUGGUGCGUUGGUUGCCACAUCAAACUCGGCCAAGUUUUAUGGAUCAUAUGGAUUGAGCCAUUUGACAAUGAAUGAGGGUAAUUUUGCAACAGCAAAGAAACUUAUGACCCAGUAUAACAAUAUGCGAGACGGUAAGUCAUUAUCUUUGGAUGACAUGAAUGGAGCAAUAUUGAAGGCGUUUGAUCAAUGUGAAAUGAUCACAUUUAUGCAAUUCAACAAGACUGGUUUCACUCAUGAUGAGUUACGGUAUAUCGAUGCGGAAUUGAAACAUCCGAGUGGGAAACCAUUGCCUGACACUUUGCCAAAAUUGUCGGUCAAAGAAUUUCUCAUUUAUUCGCCUAACUGUGGGAUCAUCUUGACUAACAAACCGAAUUCUUCGUUUUCCGGGGAAAGAGUUGAAGUCUGGUACAAACAAAUUAGGCAUUUGCUAACUGGACUUUUGGUAUUGGUUUCAAUCCAAUUGUAUCUCACAUUCAAUCAAGUAAAUGCUGCAAGAACACCGGGACAAUUGUCAGUUAUUUCAAGCAAGACGCUAUAUUUUUUUGGAUUCGAGGACUCACUAUUGGCUAUCAUUUCGUUGUUAUUGUCAACCAUCGCAACCGAUUUAUAUCUACUUCUUGCAUGUGUCGCAACUAUUGCAUUUAUCCUGUGUGGUGUGUUUGAAAUGCGGUUUUUGGUUAGUGUAUUGACGACACAAGCGAAUGAGCGUGGGACUACCUGGUGGGAAAUUAUGAGAGGAUCACGACAAGAAUCGUCACCAGCAACAACUCCUACUUCCGUGGAGGAGCCUGCCGAAGGCCCCCUUUUACCAUUGGCCAAUACACCCACUCAGCAGCAGCAGCAGCAACAGUCCCAAGAUCAAACACCAGAGCAGCAAAUGCAAACUGAACCCAAUACCGCGUGGCAAGAGACCUCCUAUAGCAAUUCGAUAUUUGCUUCCGGAUUUACGUUGUCCAUUGUUGCCAUGUUUCUCAUAUUUUCGUCUUUUGAUUGGAGACGCAAGUACAGAAUUAUAUUUGAAUACAUCAGCUUGAUCUUUAUCAAUUCGUACUGGGUGCCACAGUUUUUGCGAAACACUUUGAAGAACAGAAGGAACUCGUUUUCAUGGCAAUAUAUUAUUGGGAGCAGCAUUGUCAGAGUUGUACCCAUUUACUAUUUUGCAUUAUAUAAGGAGAACCCAUUGAGACACAGAUACGAUCCAUAUUUGUGCGUUGUUGUCACUAGCUGGGUUUUGAUACAAUUAGGGUUAUUGUUGCUACAGAAUAGACUCGGUGCAAGAUUUUGGAUUAAUGAAAAAUGGUUACCACAAGCUUAUGAUUAUCAUCGUGUGUUGUCGUUGAAGGAAUUAGAGGAAGGAGGAAUAUCCAGUGACUUAUUAGCAAGUUUCAAACAAAAGACCUCGUCGUCGUCGUCGUCGUCAACAACAACUACUGAGACUAACAAUGACCGACGCGCUGAGGAGUUUGUUGAUUGUGAAUGUACAUGUCCAAUUUGUAUGACCGAUGUUACGAUACCAAUAUUGGUGAAGGAUAAAGAUUUAAGCGAGGCAAAGAAAAAGAAUCUUCAUCAACAUUCAGGAGCUGCACAAAAGGAGUACAUGAUUACUCCAUGUCAACACAUUUUCCAUGCUGACUGCCUAGAGAGUUGGAUGAAGUAUAAGUUACAAUGUCCAGUCUGUCGAACUAGUUUACCGCCAAUUUAA